This is a messenger RNA of Paramuricea clavata, 3270 nucleotides long. The record is from the annotation of a GenBank genome assembly. Lineage: Eukaryota; Metazoa; Cnidaria; Anthozoa; Malacalcyonacea; Plexauridae.
AUGCCGCCAAAUAAACGUCAACAUUAUACAAGAUUUCCAGUCGGUAAAGAUACGACUGAACUGAAAAAGAAACAAGAAGAGCUCACACAAAAACUAGUGGCUGAAAACAAAAAGCUUAAAGGGAAGCAAGCAAAAUUGAAACGUCUUCAAAGUAAAGUGAGUCAACAAACUAUCAAAUUGUUGCUUUCCAGUACUUGAAGUCUCAUGUGUAGGUUUUGUUUUCAAAGACUAAUAGUAUUGCUUUUGUGUUGCAUAGGUGAGAACUGCAGAUGAAGAUAUUCAAGAGAGAAUAAAAAAGGUAUUUAUUUGCAUUGGAUUAAAUGUGUUACAGACAUGAUCCCGGCAUUAUAAAUCCCACUCAGUGUUUAUAUGAUCCGGUUUCUAUCCCCAAAUGCUGAGAUCCCCACUAGACGGGAUGAGAAAUUCCCAUAUAAACCCUUCAAUCUGCCUAGCUGGGACGAGAAAUCAGAAAUAUAAGGCUAGGCGGGACCUUUCAACCUUUGCCUUCUUAGCAUGCUUGAUAUGAUGUGAAGCAUUUAACUUACUUCAUCUCGGCAAUAUUUUUAGUCGUGUUUACACUAACAGUCUUGGCCUUGCCUUGGCCUACAUUUUGACAGUGUAAACAGAUUUUGACCUAGCCUUGGCCUGACCUAGGCCAGGAAACCUGGGCCUACUACAACCGGUGGCCUAGGCUUGUGGAAAUGUAAAUACUUUCGGCCCUGGCCUGGGCCUUAUUUUCAUGGCAAUGUGUGUGCACAGUGAGGGUGUAACCAACACUUUAUGUAAUAUUGAGGGUAAAAUAUUAACCAGCCUUCCUCUAACCAUCCUACUACACUGUAUUUGUUAAUUAGACAGCAAUCUUUUGGAGAAUCCCCCUUUGCCCACUCUACUGCUGCAUGCUUUAAGGGAGGCGGGUAGUCCAAUAAUGGCUGACUGCUGCAAUUGUUACUGAAUUUAGAUAAACAAGUGGCUACAGUAUCUAAUUAUUCAAAGUAUUUUCCCCAGGCUAGGGGCUGAACAAUAUAUGUUUUCCAAAAUGCCUGUUAUAUUACACAUUUUAGAAAAAGAACUCAGAAAAAGGAUUCUUCACUUUGUCUUUCACUGAAAAACGACUACAGUCUCCUACCGCUCUCAACGAGAAAGGAAAUAUAAAUGGUCCUGAGAGAACGGCCAGAAGAAAGAUAGAAGAAACCAGUGAAGUAGCAAUGAAAAUCCAUGGAGGAACUCCAAGUAAUAUGCAACCUGCUUACUUUGGUCUUUUUGCAACCCUAUCUAAUGGGGCUUCAGCUAGCACACUAACUGAUAUGUUUUACAAAUCACCUACUGUAAUGACAAAAGUUAUUCCUAAUGUGGUAAAUGAAAAGGUCAAGGCUUUUGAAAAUUCUAAAACCAAUUUUGUUAGAAGCGUGAACGUGCUUUACAGGAAUGGCCUUGUAAGCAAGAAGAAAUACAUUAGCAUUAGGUCAGCAUUAAGCAUGAAUAACAAAGAAAAUAGUAAUUCUAAGUCGCACACAGAAUUUAUGUCAAACUGUAAUGUUCCACGCAUAUUUCCGUACACGGAAUUGAUGUAUAAGAUCAAGGGCAUAGAUAUAGGUAAUUUGUAUGACCUCAACGAACAGUUUUGGACCGGUCUAGGCAAUGAUGACCAUAUAGAAGGUAAGUACAGGGAUUUAACCGAGUUGCUUUUAAGGUUGGCCCAGUUUUACUUGAAAGUCAAUGAACACAGACUUGAUAAGCUUAUUUGGUAUAACAAUAAGCAAGCAGGUCACUUCAAUGUUGCCAUUGGGGGUGACGGUGCCCCCUUUGGUAAGGAUGACUCGGCAUUGGCUUGGUUGGUAAGUUUUCUUAAUUGCGGUCAUAGAAUUUCUAGCCACAAUGAGAACUUUCUUCUUCUAGGGGCAAAUUGCUCAGAGGAUUGUGAAGCUAUUAGACGCUAUGUUCUAAAGCUAUCGCAAGACAUCAAAGAAAUUGAAAAGAAAACAUACUCGGUUUCGGUUGAUGGUCAAUUAUGGAAUGUAUCUUUCUCUUUUGACAUGUUUCCAAACGACAUGAAAUACAUAGCUUUUCUUGCUGGAGAACUUUCAUUUUCUGCAACAUAUUUCUCACCUUUCGCAAACGUUAAAAAAGCUGAUAUAUGUGAUACAAAAUCUACUUUCGGGGUUGAGCCUUAUCAUAAGUGGAAGCCUUGGACCUACCAAGCAAGGAUCAAGGUUGCAUCGGCUGUUGCAAAAAAAAAAACAAGAACUUUCACAUUCCUCUCUGAAACCGACCACUUUUAGAAAUAAGGUAACAACAUUCAUUGCCAAGAAUGGGUCUCGGACAGAAUUUCCACCUCUGCUGGGUGAAGCGAUUGACCGAGUAAAGGCUGAACCACUCCACCUUAAGAAUAAUGCAUGGCAACAAUGGCAUGCAUUGAUUCUGAAAUAUGCCAUAGCUAGAACCAAUUUAAGUGGUUGUGAGAAUGUUAGUGAUACCCCUCUUUCAAGCUGCUUUAACAAGUACUAUGAAGCUCUGAAGUGUGUCUUAAAAGCCACAAGACUUGCCAAAAAGGUCAGAAAGUGGUUUUGUGAUGGGCGCCUACACAACAAAGACCUUUCUUACAGAUUUACAGGUAAGGAAUCCAAAAUAAUGAGCAACAACUUCAUGAAACUCAUUAAUUCUCUCAGUUUAAAUGAUGAUCAAUCUACUCAUAUAUUUAAAUUGCACAUAUUUGCAAUUAUUGCUGUUAACCUGAGGGAUGCUCUUUCUCUAUUCAGUAGAAUUAAUAUUAUUGAUGAAGAGGUUAUAUUGCUGAAAAAGGUAUCAGGUAAGUAUUUUAGGGCUUGUGCAUUAUUUGCAUCUGUCACACCAACCACUUGGACCAUCGGUCAUGUUGUUCCAACUCACACACACCAAGCUAAGCAACAACUGGGCUAUGGGCUCGGUAUGAAUAGUAUGGAAGGUCGAGAGGCGAAACAUGUUUCGUUUGCUAAGUUUUCACGUAACACUCACCACUCGACUCGUUGGUUGCAGGUGUUCAGACAUGAAUAUAUCUCCCUUCUUUGGCUAAGAGAGAAUGGCUGUGAUUCAGCCAAAUAUACAACUACUGGGAACAAAUACAUCCCUGCAAGAUGCAUGCUACACUGCUCAGUUUUGUCAUUAGAGAGUUUGGGAACGCGACGGGAAGUGGCGACGGCGACGUCUGUGACCGAGCAGGGGCCCGGGAACGAAUACGUUGCAGAAACGUCGCCGUUGCCCCCAGAAUUCUGUUUGGCUACUGUUCGGUGGUAA